Molecule: messenger RNA, 1632 nt
Organism: Mercenaria mercenaria
Lineage: Eukaryota; Metazoa; Mollusca; Bivalvia; Venerida; Veneridae
Product: sushi, von Willebrand factor type A, EGF and pentraxin domain-containing protein 1-like
Exons: 3
Coding region: 1-1632 (543 amino acids)
Source: RefSeq, a predicted model, not a curated record
AUGAUGUACGAUUUAUCGCCGUGUUCUUUAACUCAUAGUUUUGAUCAUUAUGUCGGCAUCACAGUAGAGGACUGUAUUUUGGCUUGCAGACGACGGAAAAUAUGCGCGGCAGUUAACUACAACCGUUACAAUAAGCUUUGCGCUCUCAGAAAAAGCAGCGAAAUCGAGCUACUGGGUUCCGAACCAGAAUGGUGCUAUGAUAUUGUCAUAAGCAAUGAAACUGCUGUUCUAGAUGGUCCUUGUAAAGACAAUCCAUGUAAUGAAACUAGCAUUUGCCUGAAUUCUACCAAAUUCCCUUUCUUCAAAUGUAGGCUGGAAUACUGUUUACCGGAACAAGAAGUUGCAAAUGCUGCAUUUCGAAACAAAGUGCUGAGUCUUGUUGGUGACAGAAAUGAGCUUGUUUGUGACAAAGGAUUUACUCCAUUCGGAAAGCAAUCUUUGACUUGUCUCAAAGGCGGUAACUGGUCAACCACAGAUCUACAAUGUCUCAAGACAUGCACAUCUAUUCCAUUGAAAUCAACGGCAGUCGUGUCCUCUUGGUCAACAUACAGAUUUGUAGUCAAUACAACCGCCUCCUUCACAUGUAAAGAAGGAUUCUACAACCUUACAGAUACGGUGAUCGUCUGUGACAAAUUUGGAACCUGGUCAGAGUUUGAAUGCGUGCCAUUUUGCCGCCAAGCUGAUAUUGUCCCGAUAAAAAAUGGCAGUCCAAAACCAGGAGAUAACUAUACAAUAUAUACACAGGGCGAGUAUGUAUGUAACGUAGAUUUCUAUCUGUCGUCGGGCUCGAAAUUCGUAAGCUGUGACGUCAAAGGCACGUGGUCAGAACCGGAAGUAACAUGCUUUCAAUUUUGCAAGCAAAUAAAUAUUCCGACUGUGUCCAAUGGACACCCGCUUCAUGGAACACUUUAUAAUCAUACUACGACAGCACGAUACGAAUGUGACCCCGGAUUCUACUUGUCAGAUGGUUCACCGGAAGUUGCAUGCAAUACGGAUGGUACAUGGUCUACACCGAAAAUAGAAUGUUACCCGUUCUGUCAACAACCUGUUAUAGCAAAUGGCUUUCUACAGAAUCCAGCAUCUGAGCCUAUAAAGAAGGACGUGUCGGUGGUGUACAGCUGUAACUAUGGCUACAACGCUUAUCCGCACGUUACUAAUCCUACUGCAGUUUGCCAGAAAACCGGCUCGUGGACAUACUCUGCGGCAUGUAAUAAAAAUUGUGGUGACGCACCAAACUAUACAUGGGAAAAGAUUAUCGGCUAUUCCUCUGGACCUCCGUACACUACAGGGACACUUGUUUACUAUAAAUGUGUUGAAGUAGGCUUACAUUUUAGUGCAGGUGGAGGGGACAAAAAGACAUGUAACUCGAAUGGGGAAUGGAGUGAAAGUUGUGGUGUAUCACCACUAAAGUGUGAGGGUAUCGCACAUACUGAUCCUGCAAAAAAGGCCAACAUCUUAAAUAAGCAAUUUGAAUCGGUCUUCUUACGUCCCCAACCCAUAAGCCUCAAACAGAUCUGUAGAAGUUUAGUGAAUCCUCCAAGUGCUUCCAUGCCUCCAGUCAGCAUAACAGUUGAGGGUAUAGACAAACUCCUUAGUGGUCUCAGCCCAAACAAAGCUUCAAGCCCAGAUUAG